This is a messenger RNA of Closterium sp. Naga37s-1, 5598 nucleotides long. NCBI's taxonomy places the organism in Eukaryota, Viridiplantae, Streptophyta, Zygnematophyceae, Desmidiales, Closteriaceae. The record is from the annotation of a GenBank genome assembly.
AUGAGCAACUCAGGGCUCGCGUGCUUGUUUGACGCGCACGCGCUUCAAUGGCGGCUCGUGAAGCUGCGACACGGGGACGCGUGCGCCCGGCGCUGCAGGUGCCAUGAUGACUUUUUGAAAGAGGCGCGCUGGCCGCCGCGGCCGAAACUGUGGACCACGGACGACCCGCCGCGCCUUGACAUGGAAGGCCCGCCGCGCGCGGAGACCUGGGCAAGGAAUUCUGACUCCUCCCCCUCCCACCCGCCACCUCCAUCCUCGCCACCAGCACCACUCGCAGGCGCAGCCGAGGCAGAUGUGCGCGCAGCAGCAGCGGAAGCGGCGGCGGCGGCGGCGGCAGCAGCAGCAGCAGCAGCAGCAGCAGCAGCAGCAGCAGCAGCAGCAGCAGCAGCAGCAGCAGCAGCAGCAGAGGGGCGGCAUGCAGCGCCGUUCCUAGUGGACGAGCUGAUGGGCAUGGAGCAGCUGAGGCGCGUGACGGUGAUGUGCGACUGGGGGUACUACGAUUGCAACUACGGCUGCCACGACCCUGAAUCGUCCCGCCCCUUCAUCGACCCGCAUCAUGUCUCGCCCCUUCCGCUCCCCGUUGCCUUGCGCACGCGACUCGAGCAGCUGCUGUCGCCGCGAAAUCAGCAGCGCGUGAGCGCGCUGCACAUGCCCGUGACAACCGGCAGAUACUCAGGCCGCGCGUGGCAUAUUGGGGAAAUGAUGGGCUUGGCGCGCUCUUGCGUGAACCUGUGGUCGCUGCACCUUGUUUAUGAGCUGCCGUCUAGUGCCUCGUGCCCGAUUCACCUGAAAAAGCUCUGUGAUUGGGGAUGGAACAAGCACGCUCAGGCGGAGCAGAUGAGGCAGCUUAUAACGACUUGUCCGCAUCUACGCUCACUGCACUUCGUCCUCUGUAGCAACAACUACCUCACAAUGAGUGAAGAAGUAGCUGCCUUGCUCUCCCGUCUCGCCCACCUCUCGCUCCCGCUCUUCGACCUCCCGCCUUAUCUCCUUCCCCACCUCUCCUCCCUCCGCUCCCUCCGUCUCUCCCUCUCUGCUCCCCACCACCCUCUCCUCCUCUCCGGUCGCCCCUUCCACUCUCUCUCCCGCCUCUCCCUCCUCCACCUCUCCCUUGGAACCCCCACCACCCCCCUUUUCGAGCCUCUCUCGCCGGACCUGUUUGCUGGGCUCGGACCGACCCUGUCGUCUUUAACGUUCCUAGUGUGUGCAAAGCCGACAGGGGGGGAAGAGAUGAGGAGGAAAAGGCGUGGUGUGACGGCGCAGGAAAAAAGGGGUGGGGGUGGGGGGAUGGGGGAGAGUGAAGGAGGUAACGGCGAGCGGAAGGGAGGAGGAAGAGGGGAGGAGGAGGAGGAGGAGGGUGGCGGAUGGGUGGGGGAUCGGUGGGGUGGGGAGGACGAGGUGGUGUGGUGGCUGCCUGCCUCGCUGUGGUCGCUCACGCGCCUGCAGCAGCUCACCACCAACGUGGGAGGCGAGUGGCACUGCACGGGCCUCAACGCCCUCUUUGCCCCCCACGCCUCCCUCUCCUCUUCCUGCCGCUGCUGCUGUUCCUCCAGCAGCGACGAUUCUACACACCCCCACCAGCGGCACCAUCAAUGCCUUGCUGCCCUCUCCAACCUGACCUCUCUUUCUCUCCUCGCUCACCGCACCUUCCCUCCCUGCCUCUCCUCCCUCUCCUCCCUCACUCUCCUCACCAUCCCCCUCGCCUCCCCUCUCCAAUCCCCCGCUUCUCUCGCUCUCUUCACCCAGUGGCCCCGUUUGUCUCAUCUGCACGUGAAUGGUGAGGGUCCCGCCAAUCCAACCUUCUGCUACACCAAAAAUGCAACUGGUCUCGCCGAACCUCCCACAAGCCCCGAAGCAACCCCUUCGUCAGACUCCCUCCGCCACGUCACUCUCACGGGGACAGCUGGCGUCAUCCCAUUGGCAGUGUGGGGCCGGCUGUGCCCUCAGCUGCAGUCCCUCAAGAUCCAAGGCUCGCCCCUCGUGGCUGUACAAGGAUGGGGGGGGGCAUUGGGGGAGGCGAAAGGGGAGGGGGAUGUGGGGAAGGGCGCAUGUGGUGGAGCGGAUAAGCUACCUGCGUGUUUCUUUCCUUUUCUUGAGGAGCUUGUGUUGGUCAACGUGAGAAACCAUGCAUGUUCUCACUCAGGGCAAGGGCCCUCAAGACCAGAGGAUACUGGCCCGCAGCGGCAGCAGCAGCAGCAGCCGCAGCAGCAGCCGCAGCAGCAGCCGCAGCCGCAGCAUACGCUCGCAUUCAUGGUGGGGUCCUACCCGCACUCCUCGCGCUUCCUCGCGUCGCUCGCCCUCUUCCCCGCCCUCACUGCCCUCCGCAUCUUCAACCUCUCCAUGCACAACUACCACUCCGCCCUCUCCUGCCCUCCCCACCUCACAUCGCUCCAAAUCUGCCACUCCCACACUCCCUUCCUCCCCGACUGCCUCCGCCUCUUCUCCUCCCUCACUCGCCUCCACCUCUUUCAGUGUAUGCCGCUCCGCGCCCUCCCCUCCUUCCUCUCGACCUUUUCCUCCCUCACCCACUUCUCCUUCGACCGUGGCUGCAACCCUGUUGUGGUGCCCCUGGAGCUUGAAGGGUACCUGCAGGGGAAAGGGUGGGUGCGAGAGAAGGAGGAGGAGCAGAAAAGGAACGGGCAUCAAGGGAGGAAACCGAAGACAGAAUGGGAGAUUGAGGAGGAGAGGAAGAGAAAGAUGAUAAUUCAGAGUGUGUUUGAGGGAUCGGUGUUGAGUGAAGAGCAGAAGAAGGAGCAGAGGGAGUGGUGGAGGCAGGUGGGGAGGAAGGCGGAAGAGCAGUGGGAGUGGAGUGAGGUUGUAGGAGAGGGGCAGGACGAGCAGCAGCAGCAGGAGGAGGAAGAGCGUCGGCAGGAGGAGGAAGAGCGUCGGCAGGAGGAGGAAGAGCGUCGGCAGGAGGAGGAAGAGCGUCGGCAGGAGGAGGAAGAGCGUCGGCAGGAGGAGGAAGAACGGCGGCAGGAGGCGGAGCAGGGAGGCGAGUUGGUGCAAGGGGUACAGGAGGUGAAGGUGAGAGGCUCAUGCAAGGACGCGGGUGACUACAAUCAUGAUUCGCACGACCAACCGAACUUAAAACCAGAGAAACUUCCAGUAGGGGUGUUACAGCAUCCAAAGAACAGCGGAAUCAGCAACAGUGAUGACAGCAGCACUCCCAACGGUACACAGCUGUUGCAGCUGCCAUGGGAGGUGCUGCAAAGCGUGGUGCAGCGGGUGCAGAGUCCUGUGGAGCAGGCGAGAGUGAGACUGGUGUGCCGCGAGUGGCACCACUGCUGCCGCCUCCACACCUCCUGCUUCGCCCUCGCCCUCCACCCCCUCACGCUCGCCUGGCUGCCCAUCCCCCUGCUCCACCCCCCUCCCUCCACUUCUUCCUCCUCCAAGCCUGUUUGCAGCAGUCCCAGCAGGAUAAGCCACCACGAGACGACAGCAGCAGCAGCAGCAGCAGGUCUCAACGGUUCUCCUCUCUUCUCCUCCGCGUGGCUCCCCUCCGUUUCUCCCUUCUGGGUCAUGCACUCCUACCCCACCUCCCCCUUCUCCCUGCUCCCCUCCUCCCACCCUCCCUUCACCCUCCCCCCUCCCAUCACCCCCUGCUCCCUCUCCACCUGCUUCACCCACUAUCUAAGCGCCGAGGAACACCUCUCCCCCAUCUGGUUCUCCUCGCUCCCCUCCCCCGCCUCCCUCGCCCACACCCUCGCCCACUACCCCAACCUCUCUACGCUCGCCCUUCCCCUCGUCUCCACCACGACCCGCCCCCUCCGCCCCUCUCAUCUGCGCUCUCUGCUCGCUGCUGCUGCCGCUCUCCCUGCUCUCACCUCCCUCUCCUUGCUCCUAGAGCCCGGUUUUCUACCCGAAUACAGGUGGGGAAAUGGGCCGGAAGGCUGGCAGGACGGCUGGUGGGAGGCUGCUGGCACGGAGGCGAAUCAAGAGAUGGAGAGGGGGCUGUUUGCCGUGAUCAAGAGAUGCAGGGGACUCAACCAGCUGUGCGUUCAAGGGGAGACCCUCACAGACCGACUCAAACUCCCCGACUCUCUCUUCCUCCGCUGCCCGCAACUCACCGCCCUCUCCCUCUCUCUCUCCCGCCUUCCCUCCUCCCUCCUCCUCCUCUCGCACCUCACCUCCCUCGCCCUCGCCCUCCCAGAAGACCCCAUGCCGCCCUGCCUCUCCCUCCACUCCCCCUUCGCCCACCUCUGCUCCCUCCGCUCGCUCUCUCUGUACGUGCCUAAGACCCUCCACCGCUACUACCUUCCUGAGGACGGCAGCAGCUGGAGUAGCGUGUCUGGCGACCUGCUGCUGGGUCUGCCCUCCUGCCUCUCCGCCCUCUCCCUGCACCUCCCCGUCUUCACCAUGCCCUCUUCCUUCUCCUGCAUCACUUCCCUCACUCGCCUCGACUCCAACCUCUGGAUUCCGGGACUGGAUGAUGAUGACGAGGAGGAGGAGAAAGAGGAGGAGGAGGAGGGGGAGGAAGAGGAGGAAGGGGUGGGAGAGGAUGAUGGUGAUGAUGGUGAUGAGGAGGAGGAGGAGCAAAGCAAUGGGUUUGCCAAUGCAGGUGUUGCCUCGAGACUUACUGAAGAGAGACUGCUGCCUCUCUGCAACCUCACCUCCCUCUCUCUCUCCCACUACCAAUUCUUCCCCUCUCUCAUUCCCCACCUCACCCGCCUCACCUCGCUCUCCCUCCCAUCCCUCCACUGCGCAAACGACCUCUCUCGUCUCACUCGCCUGGAGGACCUUUUCCUCGCCUGCAACAGCCGCUGCGACAGCUCCAACUCACCCUGCCUGCCCCACCUGCCCCGCCUGCGUCGCCUGCGCGUGCAAUGCCCCGAUCAUCCCAUGUACGUCGCUCGGUUCAUAGCGCGCGUGGCAGCAUCUCUGGAGCAGCUCGACGUGCGCGCCGACUGCAUCCGUUACUCCGAGGGGAAUCUUUGCGCGUGGCGCACAGACAGCGGUGAAUGGACGGCGCCUGUGUUUCCCAAGCUCAAGGUGCUGCAGCUGCUCGGCAACUCAGGCCCCUCUUCCCACGUCGACAUGGAUCUCUUCCCUGCCCUGGAGCACAUGGCACUCGCUGGCAGCCGAUAUGUGUCCUGGAAGGUGGAGAGUGGCUGCUCUGCCAACCUGCGCUUCCUGCACUUGGACUGUGCAAGGCUGUCGGGAUAUGACAGUGACCGUCAGCUGACGCAGCUGACGGCGCUCACCACUCUGGUGGUGGACAACGCUGACUGCCGGGACUUCCUUGCAUGCCUCUCCUGCUUCUCCUCGCUGCACACCCUCCGCCUCUCCAACAUCACCAGAGGCUGCUCCCAGCCCUAUCUCACGUGCCCGCCUCACCUCGCCACGCUUCAAAUCUGCCGCUGCGACCUGCCGCACCUCCCAUCCUCGCUGCUCAAAUUCUCCCGCCUCACUCGUCUCGACCUCCUCCACUGGCGCCGCUUGCACUCUCUCCCGCCUUUCCUCUCCCAGUUCACGUUGCUCCGUCAUUUCAGAGUCACUUGCGAUGGCCCCAUGCCCCACGUGCCUCCAUGCCUGGAGGACUUUCUCAAAGGGAAGGAAUGGUACGAGCAUUCGGCCUGUGAUGGGAGCUUUGACAGCUGA